This is a messenger RNA of Thamnophis sirtalis, 4772 nucleotides long. Lineage: Eukaryota; Metazoa; Chordata; Lepidosauria; Squamata; Natricidae. The record is from RefSeq and is a predicted model, not a curated record.
AGGAAGGAACAGUUCUGCUCUUGGAGCAUCUAGCUGGCAGUUUGGCGUCUGCGAUCCCGGUGAGCACCCAGCUGGACAUAGCAGCUCAGCAUCAUCUCUUUAUGAUGGGCCGAAACGGCAGCAACAUCAAGCAUAUCAUGCAGAGAACUGGUGCUCAGAUCCACUUCCCCGAUCCUAGUAAUCCCCAGAAGAAAUCCACAGUCUACCUCCAAGGCACAAUCGAAUCAGUCUGCCUUGCCAGACAAUAUCUCAUGGGCUGCCUUCCUCUUGUGCUGAUGUUUGAUAUGAAGGAAGAAAUUGACGUAGAACCACAUUUUAUUACCCAGCUGAUGGAGCAGCUAGAUGUCUUCAUCAGUAUUAAACCAAAGCCAAAGCAGACGAGUAAGUCUGUGAUUGUGAAGAGCGUUGAGCGAAAUGCCUUAAAUAUGUACGAAGCACGGAAAUGUCUCCUGGGUCUGGAAAGCAACGGCAUUGCCGUAGCAACACACCCCUCCCCCAUCUCUUGCCCAGUUGGCCUUCCUUGCCCUGGCUUGGACAUCUUGACCUCAGCUGGCCUUGGACUAACUGGACUUGGUCUUUUGGGUCCAACCACUUUAUCUGUCAACACAUCCACAUCUCCAAACUCCCUCCUAAAUGCUCUCAAUAGUUCGGUUAGUCCUUUGCAGAGUCCAAGUUCAAACACGCCAAGUUCAACUUUCUGGGCUUCCUCAAUCGCUAAUACAAGCACUACAGGUUUCUCUGCUAUUCCUCACCUGAUGAUGCCGCCUACUGCACAAGCCACAUUAACCAGUAUCCUGUUGUCGGGAGUGCCCAACUACAGUCAAAGCACACCGUCUCCCCCUCCUGGCUUAACACCUGUUGAUAUUCAUGUGAAUGGCAUGCAAGUAGAGAACAAGAAAAAUGCAACCUCAUCAUUAAAUGGUCAUGUAAAGACCUCAGCUAUGAAGUAUCCUGCAUUCUCUGCCACAGCUCUCGGUGAAAAUGUAUUAAGUGCAAACCACAGCGAACCUUCUCGGACGAUUGGUAGCCAUAAUGCCUCUGAACAAGUGACGGCCAAGACAAACCCUGGCGAAGGUUGCAAUGAUGCUUUUGUAGAAGUGGGCAUGCCCCGGAGUCCUUCGCACUCCGCUAAUGCCAACGAUCUCAAGCAGAUGAUGAGCGCCUCGAAGCAAUCCUGCACAAAGAGGCAGGCGGUGGAAUUACUGCAAGGCACCAAAAAUUCUCAUUUACACGCGGGCGAGAGAUUGCUGUCGGAUUCUGAGAUGAGUGCUUCAGAGACCACAGUGGCUGAUAAAAAGGCACCUGGAAGUGAAAGGGCAGCAGAGAGGGCGGCCGUGGCACAGCAGAACUCUGAAAGAGCACACCUGGGCCCCCAGUCGACAUAUGUGGACAUGCAGGCAUUUGACUACGAACAGAAGAAGCUACUGGCAACCAAAGCUAUGCUGAAAAAGCCUGUUGUUACGGAGGUGAGAACUCCCACCAACACCUGGAGUGGGUUGGGCUUUUCCAAAUCGAUGCCAGCCGAAACAAUUAAGGAGCUGAGGAGGGCCAACCACGUAGCCUACAAACCAUCUAUGUCGACAACCUAUGAGGGUUCCUCCAUGUCUCUCUCCCGAUCCAACAGCCGGGAACACCUGGGGAGCGGGAGCGAUUCCGAUAACUGGAGAGAUCACAAUGGCAUCAGUUCAACUGCUCCGGGCGACUUUGUUUCUUCCAUCGGCAGCCCUAAACGGAAACAGAAAUCAAGCGAGCAUUAUCUCAGCAGUAGCAACUACAUGGAUUGCAUCUCCUCCCUGAUUGGAAGCAACGGCUGUAACCUGAACAGUCUGUUUAAGGGAUCUGACCUACCUGAGUUAUUCAGCAAACUGGGCCUGGGUAAAUACACAGACAUAUUUCAGCAACAAGAGAUUGAUCUUCAGACGUUCCUCACGCUAACAGAUCAGGAUCUGAAAGAGCUUGGAAUUACCACUUUUGGUGCACGAAGGAAAAUGCUUCUGGCAAUCUCAGAACUGAACAAAAACCGAAGAAAACUCUUUGAACCCUCCAAUGUCCGAGCCUCGUUUCUGGAAGGCGGCGCUAGUGGACGGCUGUCUCACCAAUACCAUUCGGACAUUGCCAGCGUGAGCGGUCGUUGGUAGCAGGAACAGGAGGCUUUUACAGUUGACUGCACAACUCCAUGGAUACGGCAAUCCUGUGGACCAUCACCACUGCACACCACCCUCUGCACUUGGGAGUUUAGGUACCAAGGACCAAAGUCUUUUUUUUUGCACAACUUCCUGUGGCAAAAGAAAGAGAGAAAGAACACUCGUCUGUCUUUCCACGCACCCAAUGUGGAUUACGCCUUACUCUUCUAGAUUGGACAGAAUUUGCAAUAAUAUUGGGGGGGGGGGGUUUGGGGUGUUUGGUAUUUUAUGACUUAUAAUAACUAUAUUGUAUGCACUGAAUGGAUUUUUUAAAAACUUUUUUGAAUAGAGAGUGAUGGGCAGGGAUGCCAGAGGGGGUCAUUGCUUAUGGGUUUUUUUAUCAAGGAAAUUUCUGGUACUGCUUAAUAAUUAAUAGAGGUCUUUCUGCACUUUAUGUGUUCGGAUUGCUUUUCCUGUGGAAAUUUUUAUUACUUUCCUCUAAUUUCCAUGGGAAAAAAAAAGAUUACGGUAGUGGCGCUAACCAAUGUUUGCCAGGUGCAUUCCACUCCAGGUGAAAAGGCUCCCCCCCCCUAAAAGGUACUAACGAGUUGAAAUGUAGAGAGGAUGGUGAUGGUUUUAUUUAGACAACUGUAGGGAAUUUUCCCGUAAUCAGUUCUAUGAAGAGGAGUCUGCAGCCUCCUUUGGAAGGAAGUCUUGAGAAAUAUUUGCGACUGAGUUUGCCCACUGCAAACCAAGCAGUGAAAGACCAAAACAGAGUGUGUUGCCAUCGCUAAUCCUAGUUAGCUGCUGCCUUCAAUGCUAAACCGGAUUUUAAUGAUGAUCUCAAACCAAGGACUGUUUUUAGUAUAAACUGCCACUAAAGGACACUUUAUUUAUAGCAAACGUCUUAUUUUUAGAACCUGUACACUUAGAGCGCAUAAGAAAUUAAACUGAUUCUACUAAAGAGUUUAUGGUAGAGGAACAUGAAGCAUAUCUCUAGGCCCUUCAUUCAUUUGAACAGAGCAUACAUUUCAUUUGACAAGACUUGUCUCUAUUCCCCUACGGAACAUUGCUGACAUGAUUCUCCCAUUUAAGAGCUGGUCAGGUUGUGACAUCUGCCUCCUUGACUUAAGUCCACGAUUGUCUGCCACCAAGGUUUUGAGUUGGGCUACUUCCAGAACUCUGUAUUGGAGCAAAGAGUUUGUGGGAUGUCUUGGUAGGGCAAACAGUGAUGUUCUCACCUUGUAAAAGAUCUAGAAAUCCAAUUAUAUUGUCUCUGUCAAAUGAUUUGGUAUAAAUUUAUGAAGGAUGAAAUGAAGUUGCCUCUCAGUGAUGCAAAAUGAUGUUUCUGAACACGAAUUUAUCAAUAGAAGAAAAACAACAUUCCCAUUGCAUAUAUUGUGAAUUACUUGUACUGUAAUUUUUCCUUUUUUUAUUUAUGUACAAUGUACAAACCCUUUAGGGUGGAGGCAAACCACUCUCCAGAAAGGCAUUAACAAUUACCAUGGUGGUUUUUAAAUAUAUAUAUAUAUAUGUAUAGAUAUAUAUGCAACAUAGAGGUGAGGAAGAGUUUUGACACUUUUUGUGGAUAUAUUUCAUUUCCGUCAUGAAGGAGACACCAACACAAAGGGAAGAUUAGAAAGGUGAAAGCUUAGUUAAAAUUAGAAAAUAAUAAUCAGCUGUACAUCAGAAUUCAUUUUAAUCACAACCUAUGACAUCUCAACAGCUUCUCACUCCUGCUGAAAUAGCUGCUGAUAUUUCUCUGAUUUUUGGAAAAAAACAGCCGGAUGAGCACAGCGAGUGCUUUUUCUCAGUCUGGAGUUGUGCAUUAUUCAGGAAACAAAUAUUGGUUUUUUUUUUCUUUUGAAACAUAGUCUGUCUGUCAAUUUGUACAAAAUGGAGGUCCAGAUAUUUUCAAAGAACGCUACGUGUUUUAUCGUGGCUGCUCCCUUCGGUGGGAAACUCGGCAUUGUGUUGUGAAGCACAACUGUUGUUAAAAGUUCAGGACCUCGGGAGGUGGUGAAGCAUUUCACCCCAUGUGGAAAACUAACGUUGUUUAAUCUGUGCCAGAGUGAUUCAGUUGAGUCUUUUGGUUUACGUUGAGACCUAACACACAAUGUAUUCCACUGGAGAUUUCUCACUCUCUCUCUCUCUUGGAUUUUGUGAUAUUUUCCCCCCCAGUUUGAACUCAAAUGGCCGAAUGCUUUGAUAGUGAUACCCUUGGAAGACGCAUUUAAGCUGCAGUGGUCUAUACUGAAGCAAAGAAUGUCUGAGAUAUAACGGGAAUAAGAAAUUCCCCUUCCACUGAGACACCCACCCACAUACCCCACUGGGAAAGCAAAACUUUGUUACUCAUUUGGAUUCCACGAGAGGAGAAAAAAUGGCAACGCAACAUUCAGUAUUGUCAGUAUUGUAUUAAUGCACAAAGAGUACCGAAGCAUUCGUUUUAAAAUAUUGUGCCUUUAUAGCGACCAGUUAUCUGUAAAUAUAGAGCAGAUACAGAUUGUAUUUGGGGAGGGAUGGAUCCUUUUUAGUGAUUUUUUUUAAAGGUAAAUAAAUAAAUAAACUAUGGAAUGAAACAUUUACAAAUGGAGAAUUUCAAACUAAUCAAAUGUUACAUGAAAGAAUAAAUUUAUAUAACCCUUGUUA